Molecule: messenger RNA, 237 nt
Organism: Penicillium diatomitis
Lineage: Eukaryota; Fungi; Ascomycota; Eurotiomycetes; Eurotiales; Aspergillaceae
Exons: 1
Coding region: 1-237 (78 amino acids)
Source: RefSeq, a predicted model, not a curated record
AUGACUUUCGCCGCCAGCGUCACCAUCGAGAGGGGCUCCUGCAGUCGCGGUCGGUCGAGACCUUUGCAAACCCCAGCCCUGGUGGAGGUCCCAGCACCAUACGAGGAGAAGCGAGACGGAGGGUCGUUCGUUCUAAGCGCCCGCGCAAAAUACAAACGAACAAUGCGAAGGGACUCGGAAAGCACACACACCUCUCAUCGGGUCCUUUUCCGACGACGGGUGAUGUUCGAUCAGUAG